CUCUCCAGGUUUCAGGUGUAAUCAUAAACUAGCUGAAGGCAAUUAUGGGUAAUGUAGUUCCUUCACUCGCUGCCAUGUGUUUGCACAAGUGGUGUCAGGUACCUGCUAGACUGCAAAUUCCAGCAGGCGCUGCUCAGCACCCCUGAGACAGGCACACGCCAGGUGUGCUCUCAGCAGCUAACCAAGCCCUCAGCACGCUAGAAUUUUUCAAAGCUGGAGCAAAAAAUAGGUGCUCAUUCAACAGUGCUGAUGUCCUGAGCCACGGCUUAAUUUGGAUCUAGGAGAAGGCUUGUUGUUUCCAGAAUGGAGGAAAACACUUCCAGUAGUGGAGCAGCUUCCCUCCAUAACUCAGAGAUUCCUCGGAGCAGGUCAGAAGGGACUUUGAUUGAUGUGGAUGACCGGACGCCUUCAGCCACCUACAAUGUCAAUGAAAGUAAAUUGGAUUUGGAUAUUGACUGGUCUGACCUCUUAAAACAUGCCCAUGUUGUUUCCAAGACCAAUCCUUUCUGGAAUGAAUUGUCAGCCUCCAACCCUUUUGUACAUGACAUAGCUGCUUCCAAUAGAAAUGAAAAUAAUAAAUACCUUUCUGUAUUGAAAGAAAAACCCUAUUUGUUCUCUAAAGUUUCUAGCAAUAGGGAUUCUUUGGCUUCCUCAGGUGACGAGCUAGAUAUAGACUGUCUUCUAAGAAAGACCUCAGCAAGAAGAUCUGGACGAUCCAAGAGUGUUUCUGACUUCUUGGAUAUUAUUGAUAACCGAAGAUUUAAUCCUUGCAAGACAAUACCUCAAAAAACUAUACCUUCAGACAUUACAUGUCUUCAAAAUGACCGUGAAGCCUACAAGAUGGCUUGGUUGAAUCACCGACAGCUGACUCGGUCUUGCCUAGAUUUAGAAGCCAUGAGCCAUAGUCCUGGAUGGGCACAGACGCAAGCUACUGACAUUCAUAUAGUUUGUAAACUGAACCAUGAAGGGGGUUCAGUUCAUCUACCUGACUCUGAUAUCAAUGUUCACAUCCCUGUGGGUCAUGUAUUACCUGGAGAAGUCCAAGAAGUUGGUUUAAGGGCUAUUCUUAAUCCUCCCUCGUCAUUUAACAAUGAGUUGUCUAGCACUGUAAGUCCUCUGAUAGAACUCACGCUGAGCAACCUCAACACGAAAGAAGCUAUUUUCCUGGAGGUGAAAGUUGCAGCUCAAGUGAAGAAUGAUCCUCUCAGCCAGGUUAUGAGUGAUAUCGUGUGUUUUUUUAGUUUCAAUAAAGAAGGACCUUUUAAGAAACUGGGGAAUUGCUACACUUAUCAAGAUACCGUACAAGUGAAACUAACGGACCUAAGUCAUGUGAUGUACGCAGUGAUUGCAGUCCAGGCAAACAAGCUCCAGCCUCCAGCCACUAAUGUCUGGGAUUAUGUGCAUAGAACUGUCUCAGUUGGAAUUUAUGGUCCCAAAUAUAUUCAUCCAUCUUUUACAGCAGUUUUUGCAGUGUUUGGUCAUAACUACAUUCCAGGGAAACUUACAAUUUGUGAUAUAAAAAAGGGGGGGAAAAAUAUGCCUCCUGUUGUGUUUCAGCUGUGGGGAAAACAUACAUUUCUGCUGGAAAAGCCCCAGGAUCUAAACAUUUCUUUGGUAUCCUGUGAUCCAGAUUUUGAGGUAAAGAUGGAAGACCAAAGCAAAAAUAUUAAAGAGGAGGAACUGAAAACUGGUGAAAUGGUCCGACACCAAUUCCUGUUUUCCAUGCUAGGAUGCAGGGAGAUGCAUUUCUUUGUUUUUCGUGUUCAGAUUAAAGUCUUAAGAAGUAGCCAAGUAAUGCAGUUCCAUGUUACAACCCCUGAUCCAGCUCCAAAAUUAAGUGGAAUUAUCACUAGGCCAAAACAUUUACAAAAACGCAAAGAAAUCAAGUCUGCACCUUUAUUUUUAAUACCAACAGUUAAAUACCCAAAGUUUCAAGACAAAAUUUUAAAUGUUAAUACUUAUGGAGUGGCUUUGAAAACUGUGUUACGUCAAAAUAAGAUUGACUAUUUGUUAGAAUAUUUUAAAGGGGAUACAAUAGCACUUCUUGGUGAAGAUAAAGUAAAAGCCAUCGGACAAACUAAAAUAAAGGAGUGGUAUGUAGGAGUUCUCAGAAAAAAGGUUGGUCUGGUACAUUGCAAAAAUAUAAAAGUGAUUUCUAAAGAGCAAGCUAUGGACACUACUGACAGUGAGCUAACAACCAGGAGUCUUGUUGAACAAAUCGUAUUGCCAUUUAAAAAACUGACUUAUAUCUACUCAGUAGUUUUAUCUACAGUGUCAGAGAGUGUUUAUGACUGGAGAGCUUUGUCUGACGUGCUAGGAUAUUCACAUAUGUCUUUGGAUGACUUUAAUGAGGCACAUGGCAAUAAAGAAUCGGACAGAGUUGCACAUGUUGUGAAGAGGCUAAAGGAAGACUGCCAUGCUAACAAAAAAAAGAGACUAUUCCUUUAUGAGCUCAUUAUUGCACUUUUGAAAAUAGAUUGCCAGGGAUUAGUGGCACGUCUUACCCAGGACACCAUCAUUUUGACUUCAGCUGUGAAGCUUGGCAAAUACUGGCGGGAGCUCGCAGAGAAACUAGCCCGACUCACAAAGCAGCAAAUAGAGGCUUAUGAGGUACCCCACCAAGGAAAAAGUGGAGCAGUAGCUCUGGAGAUGAUGUGGAAACCUGCAUAUGACUUUCUCUACACAUGGGCUGCCCAUUAUGGAGACAGUUACAGGGAUGUCUUACAAGACCUGCAGUCAGCCUUGGAUAAAAUGAAAAACCCAGUAACAAAACAGUGGCGAGAGUUAACCGGAACAUUGAUUCUUGUGAAUUGCAUGGAAGUAUUAAGGGCAAGUGCUUUCUCCAAAAUUGAGGAAGAAGAGUAGACUACCAAGUAUGGUUUUGGAAAUUCUCCUGGAAACUGUACGGUUAUUUGUGUUUCAUCGAUGGUUCCAGAACAGGGCAAAAUGAAGUCUGUUUUACCUGCGGUGAUGUUGAGUAUAGGCCCGUUCUCAACUACAGCUACCUGAGAUUAACAGAGCUUGCUAAAAACUAUAAAGGAAAUAGGAGAAGAGUGGGGGAAUAAACUGGUGAAGUCAAUAAAAAUGGCUGGAAUUCCACAGGCCACUUUCUACAAGGAACUACUUCUGAUUGCACCGAUUUAUAAGUGGAGAUCAGUUGUAGAAACAGAACCAUGCACAGAUAAGUGUAGCUGAUGGGGCCUAGAAACCUAGGCACCUAGAAACAUUAUUUUCAGGGACAUUAAAAUUUGAAUAUUUAAUACGUUUUAAUUGAUGUCCAAAGCCCUCAUCUAUAAGACCAGUGGCUUCAGGGUAGCCUUGAAAGAACUUUAGGAUGCUUUGUCCUCAACUGGGGCAAAAUCCGUCUUGUCCCAAAACAGGAAUUCAAGUUAUUUAAUAUGAAGUACUGGCUUGGUACGUACAGAAAGGUUGUAGACAGUUAAUACCAUCUUCUGAUUUAUCAUUCUUUUCUAUAUUUUCUAUUAUUUUUUUUUCUAAAAAAAAAUCUUUUUUAGAAAAAUUUUUUAGAAAUUUAGAAAUUUCUAAAAAAAAAAAUAAUAGUUAACUGGGGUGCCUUUAGAUUACUUUUUUUUUUUUUUUUUUUUUUUAAUGCAGCAAUUAAUUCUCAUUAGUCAUAUGCUCUAAAAAGAACCCUGCUUGGAUACAAACAAUAAAAAUCUUGUAAUUACUAGUGUUUUUUUUUUUUUAUUUUUUUUAUCAAAGUAGAAAAUACAGGUUGAAUAAUCACUACAGGCUAACCAGACAUUUUAUUUUUACUUUUUUUUAAGAUAAGCUUUUAAAUAGAUAUUUAGUUAAGUGGUAGCUCCAAAAAAAACUAAAUUCCUUUUGACUAUCUUUGAUCAACAUAUAUUCAGAAGAAUCAGCACAUACUCAUGAGAAGCAGUUGAAAAGAAAAAUUGUGUUCUGUUGUCACUUACAGUUGACAAGACAAAGCCAAAUUCUUUCUGGAGUACCACAAACUAGUAGCAUUACAGUCCAGAACCUGUGCUUCUGCUCUUAGAUGGCAUCUACUAAGAAGGAAGUUUUAGUAGACUCUAAAAACAAAUAUUACAUGUAAAAAAAAAAUUACCCCUCCUCUUUCCUCCAACCUGCUUUCCUUUCUACUUUCACUAAGUUUUCCCAAAGUACGCAUGGCUCAGGAGGAGCCAUGAGCAAAAGAGCACUUUCCCCAGUAACAGAAGAGCUCACUCACCAAGACCCUUAAGUGUCAGGGCAUGACUGAAUUAGCAUGCAUGGAAGUCAUUUGGCUUCAGUGGACUUGCUCCUGAUUUGCAACCGCGUGAGGAAUUCAGCCUACAGAACAUAAUUUUCUGCUGAUCAAUGAAACCUGGAGAACAAAGAUGAAGAUUAUCAGAGAUUUUUGUUGUUUCAGGUGCUAGCACCUAUUUUAUACUAUGUCCUUUGUAGUUUUAAAAAGUGCUGCAAAGUAAAUAUAAAACAACAUUCUCUUGUUAUCUUGUGCUCCUGUGCAGACACCAGCUGUUCUCUCUUGCUUGCAGUAAUGAAGCUCCCCAAAGGGGAGAAAGUAUCUGUUGGCUUCCUCUGUCAUGUUGCUGAGUGAGGAAAAGGUGCAUACUGGCUCCCUUUAAAGUAGUCUUCUUUAAAGGUAAAAUGCUAAAUUGAAAUAUUAAAGCUAUAUAUUAAAAAAAAUAAUAAUUAAUAUAUAUAUAUAUGAAUUCUUUAAAAUAACAUUUACAACCCAGGGACAUUAUUUUUUUUUUUUUUUGUAGAUUUCCCAGAUUUAGUCUUUAGGCUUGCUUCUUUCAUUGCUGUGAAACAACAGCAAAAUUGUUUUUGCUCAGAACAAGAGUUGAAUUUGGCCUGGUAGAUUUAGCAAAUAUUGACUUAGUGAGUCAGUGUUCUCCUUAGCUUGCAGCAUUAUGCAACUGGUCUUGCAAGUAUAUUUCUUUAAAAGGGAAUUUAUAUCUGUCCAUAGUCGUGCUGUACUCCAGGGUCUGUACUGUAGGAUUUUGUUGCUAAUUGCUCUCCCCAUUUCUGCUUUAAGUUUCUGCUCAUAUGAAUGAAAUGUGCACUCGUGCAAUAUUCUGUUUACUUUAGCAGCCCACACUGGAUACAUUAAAAAAAAAAAAAAAAAAAAAAA
Messenger RNA from Anas platyrhynchos (mallard), 5122 nucleotides. It is a transcript of the gene MACC1, whose product is annotated as MET transcriptional regulator MACC1. NCBI's taxonomy places the organism in Eukaryota, Metazoa, Chordata, Aves, Anseriformes, Anatidae. The record is from RefSeq and is a predicted model, not a curated record. Gene Ontology annotation, cellular component: cytoplasm.